AUGAAAUCCAAAACCUCAUCCUUUUCAAAUUCUUCAAUGAAUUCACCUUCAUUACUCAAAACACAGUCACCAAUGAAAAAUAAUACAUCUACAUCAAAAUAUAAUUCAUCACUUAAUUCUUCAUUCAUUAGUAAAUCGCCAAUUCAACAUCGUUCAGGAGAAUUUGAUGCAAAACUUUUCUCAUCGCCAAUUUCAAGUACAUCCAAAUACAAUUCAACAACAAGUAGAAGUUCUACCAUUCGAACACCAAAAUCCGCUUCAAAAACAAAAGGUAUUUCACAAGGUCAAAGUUUAUAUUCUUUUGAUUACGGGUUCGUAUUAGAAGUCAGAAGAAUUGAUGCAAGGAAUAAGAUACAGUCAGAAGUUUGA
Messenger RNA from Trichomonas vaginalis G3, 369 nucleotides. RefSeq lists its product as uncharacterized. Bases 1 to 369 code for a protein of 122 amino acids. The transcript has a single exon. The record is from RefSeq and is a predicted model, not a curated record. Lineage: Eukaryota; Parabasalia; Trichomonadida; Trichomonadidae.